This is a messenger RNA of Ochotona curzoniae (black-lipped pika), 3878 nucleotides long. It is a transcript of the gene PLA2G4A, whose product is annotated as phospholipase A2 group IVA. The record is from RefSeq and is a predicted model, not a curated record. The transcript is spliced from 19 exons. Gene Ontology annotation, molecular function: calcium-dependent phospholipid binding; calcium ion binding. NCBI's taxonomy places the organism in Eukaryota, Metazoa, Chordata, Mammalia, Lagomorpha, Ochotonidae. Gene Ontology annotation, biological process: glycerophospholipid catabolic process. Bases 333 to 2579 code for a protein of 748 amino acids. Gene Ontology annotation, cellular component: nucleus; Golgi apparatus; endoplasmic reticulum.
GCUUGGAAGGGGUAAAAGACGCUGGGCAGAGCAGAGGGAGGAAGUCAGGAUCUUGUCCUUCGCUGCCGGCCACAGCCCUAGCCUGGGGAGAGAAAGGUCAACACUGAGCGCAUCUGGUGUCUCAACUUCCAAAUCCUCCGUUCUUGUUUCCGCUUAAAUGGGAUGCAAGAGUGAACAGGGAAGUUCUGAGGCCAACUGAAGCUUCAUCAAAGCAAGAGAAGAGCUGGCCCGGCAUGAAUUAAAGAACAGAAGGACUCAAGGAGUUUCGGAGACGCUCAAGUGCCAGAGAAGAACUUUGAAGUGUGAAAAGAUUUCCUGUAACUGAAACCAAAAUGGCGCUUAUAGAUCCGUAUCAGCACAUUAUAGUGGAGCACCAGUACUCUCACAAGUUCACGGUCGUGGUGUUACGUGCCACCAAAGUGACCAAGGGUGCCUUCGGGGAUAUGCUUGACACCCCGGAUCCCUAUGUGGAACUGUUCAUCGCUACAACUCCCGACAGCAGGAAGAGAACAAGACACUUCAAUAAUGACAUCAACCCUGUGUGGAACGAGACCUUUGAGUUCAUCUUGGAUCCUAACCAGGAAAACGUUCUAGAGAUCACACUGAUGGAUGCUAAUUACGUCAUGGAUGAAACUCUGGGGACAGCCAAGUUCCCUGUGUCCUCAAUGAAAGUGGGAGAGAAGAAGGAGGUGCCUUUUAUUUUCAAUCAAGUCACGGAAAUGAUUCUGCAAAUGUCUCUUGAAGUUUGCUCAAGCCCAGACCUGCGGUUCAGCAUGGCUCUGUGUGAUCAGGAGAAAGCUUUCAGACAACUGAGAAAGGAGAAUGUUAAGGAGAACAUGAAGAAACUCCUGGGUCCCAAGAAGAGUGAAGGACUGAGUUCCACACGGGAUGUGCCGGUGGUGGCCAUCCUGGGUUCUGGCGGCGGAUUCCGAGCCAUGGUGGGAUUCUCCGGUGUCAUGAAGGCGCUGUAUGAAUCAGGAAUCUUGGAUUGUGCUACCUACAUUGCUGGGCUUUCUGGCUCCACAUGGUACAUGUCCACCUUGUAUUCCCACCCUGAUUUUCCAGAGAAAGGGCCAGAGGAGAUUAACGAAGAGCUAAUGAAAAAUGUUAGCCACAACCCCCUCUUGCUCCUCACGCCGCAGAAGGUUAAGAGAUAUGUCGAGUCUUUAUGGAAGAAGAAAAGCUCUGGCCAACCUGUCACCUUCACCGACAUCUUCGGGAUGCUGAUAGGAGAGACACUGAUUCACAAUAGGAUGAACACUACCCUGAGCAGCCUGAAGGAAAAAGUCAGCACGGCGCAGUGCCCGCUGCCGCUCUUCACCUGCCUGCACGUCAAGCCCGACGUCUCCGAGCUCAUGUUCGCAGAUUGGGUUGAAUUCAGUCCAUAUGAGAUUGGCAUGGCUAAAUAUGGCACAUUUAUGGCUCCUGACUUAUUUGGAAGUAAAUUUUUUAUGGGGAAAGUUGUGAAGAAGUACGAUGAAAACCCCUUGCAUUUCUUGAUGGGCGUCUGGGGAAGUGCCUUUUCUAUACUGUUCAACAGAGUCUUAGGAGUGUCCGGUUCACAAAGCAAAGGUGCCACGAUGGAGGAAGAACUAGAAAAUAUUACAGCAAAACAUAUAGUGAGUAAUGACAGCUCGGAUAGCGACGAUGAAUCACAAGAACCCAAAGGCACUGAAAGUGAAGAGGCAGAGAGAGAAUACCAAAAUGACCACCAGGCCAGCUGGGUGCAUCGCAUGCUCAUGGCCUUGGUGAGUGAUUCCACUUUAUUCAACACCAGAGAAGGCCGCGCAGGGAAGGUGCACAACUUCAUGCUGGGCUUGAAUCUCAACAGCUCGUACCCGCUGUCUCCUCUACGGGACUUCAGACAGGAAUCCUUUGAUGAAGAUGAACCGGACAUGGUCGUCACAGAUCCUGAUGAAUUUGAACGAAUAUAUGAACCCUUGGAUGUGAAGAGUAAAAAGAUCCAUGUGGUAGACAGUGGGCUGACAUUUAACCUGCCAUACCCCUUGAUUCUGAGACCCCAGAGAGGGGUUGAUCUCAUCAUUUCCUUUGACUUUUCUGCAAGGCCGAGUGACACGAGUCCGCCGUUCAAGGAGCUUCUACUGGCAGAGAAGUGGGCUAAAAUGAACAAGCUGCCCUUCCCCAAGAUCGACCCUUACGUGUUUGAUCGAGAGGGACUGAAGGAGUGCUAUGUCUUUAAACCCAAGAAUACGGACGUGGAGAACGACUGUCCAAUUAUCAUCCACUUUGUUCUGGCCAACAUUAACUUCAGAAAGUACAAGUCUCCAGGUGUUCCAAGAGAAACAAAAGAAGAAAAAGAAAUAGCUGACUUUGACAUUUUUGAUGACCCUGAAUCACCAUUUUCAACCUUCAACUUCCAAUAUCCGAAUCAAGCAUUCAAAAGGCUGCAUGACCUGAUGUACUUCAACACGUUGAACAACAUCGACGUGAUAAAGGACGCCCUGGUGGAGAGCAUCGCCUACCGACGACAGAACCCGUCUCGCUGCUCCGUCUCCCUCAGUGACGUCGAGGCCAGAAAGUUUUUCAACAAGGAGUUUCUGGGUAAACCCGCGCCCUAGGGCCUGCCUGGACCGGGGGAAGGCGCGGCCGUGGCGGGCGCCCCAGGCCAGCGAGCAGCGGACCGUGACCGUGGCCGUGGCGCUGCUUCCGUGUCCGCCGGCGGCCGCCUCAGCUGAGGGAGACGCCGGCCGAACAUUCCCCUCCCGCCCGGCCAGGCGUGCCCUUCUCCAAAGACGCGGUUUUCUCUUUAAACUGUAACAGCCGAGUCUCAGAGAGGCCUCCCCUCGUGUGACUGCCUUCACUGACCAGACUAGUCCGCGCGGUGAGAUAACACUAUUUUUUUUUUAAUUUAUAUGUGCUUAUAUGACAUAUAUGAGGUCAAUACAGUCAUACACAAACUCGCGUGGCGUGACGAGUGUUUUGUUCACCUCGUUGAGGCGAAACAUUCCCACAUUCGCUCUUCUCAGAGACAGAAGCUGUUAAAGCUGAACUUAAGCAUGAAGCUUUUUGUAAAAAAACAAAACAAAAAACAACAACAAAAAAACACAAAAGCCUGACAGGCCUGGGCUCGGGGCUGCAGGUGCCAGCUGGCCGCCCACAGGCUGGCGGCCCCGGGAGCGCGGGGAGACAGCUGCUGGCCUGGCCCUCCGGUCCUCCUGGGGCUGCCCCUGGUCCUGUCCAUCCUCCCAGGCCGGCCUGCUCGCCGGAGUCACCUCAAGGAACUGUAACAGUGACAUCAGCAAUGCCAACUCUGUAAGGAACUGAGAGAAGUCCUAACAGUGGAGCUUGGAUGGCUGGGUUUGCAUGCCAACUUGACUAUCCCAAGGGGCACCAAUGGUUGAUAUGCCUCUGGGUGUGUCUUGGCCGCAUGUUGGCAGAGGAGGCAUGUUUGAAUCAACGGAUACCUCUCCGGGGUGAGUAUCUAUCACUUAUUAAUCGAGGGCCUAAAUAGAACAGAAAGGAGGAAGUCAUCCUUUUUGCUUCCUGUCUACCAUCUCGAGCUGAGACAUGGUUUUGCCCACAUCUGGCCUAGAGUCUCCACCCCCGGUUCUUUUAUCUCUCAGCAUGGGGACCUGGGCUGGAACUAUACCACCAGCCUCUCAGGCUCUCCAACUUGCAGGAGUAGAUUGUGGACCUUCUCAGCGUUUGUAACUGAAUGAGUCAGUUCCUCAUAACAGUUUAAAAUGCAUCUGCACCUGAUUGGUUGUGUUUCUCUGAGGAACUUCCUCCAAUGUGAUUCUCCAAGCUAUCACUAAUAUAUAAGCCUUUGUUUUGCCACUUCUGUGUCACUGAGUAACUGCAUACAACUUGAAUUAUGUAGUCUAAAAAGAAUGAUUACUCUUAGCCAUGUUAAAAGG